AUCUCUCAUCGUUCAUAACGAAGCUCUUCUUACAUGCGGGUGGUGUGGUUGCCUGUAGUCCAAUACAACUUUGACGUAGUAGCCUACGAGUUGUCAAAAGAAACUGUGCCUGCAAGUGCACCAGGUCAUGAAGUCCCAGCACUAAGACGGAGCAGGCGGUGUAAGGCUACAGGAUGGACGGUGGAAUGGAUAUACACGAGGAGGACGCUGAGGCGUCGUGGGGGCUGCUCUCAUGGCUGGCCUCCAGCGUGAUGGUGUUUGGUGGCGCCGUGCCCUACGUGCCCCAGUAUCAGGAGAUCCAGCAGAGCGGCAACACAGAGGGCUUCUCCACGCGUGUCUGCCUUGUGCUGCUCAUCGCCAACAUCCUGCGCAUCUUCUUCUGGAUAGGGAAGCAGUUUGAGCUGACCCUGCUCCUGCAGAGCCUGGUGAUGAUCCUGACCAUGCUUGCCAUGCUCUACCUCUGCUGUAGCAUCCAGGGCACCAACCGGGUCACCACCAAACAGCACCACAUCUCAGAUCUGGACCUGCGUUACUUCUGGAGCUGGACGAGCUUUGAAGACUACCUGAUCUUCUGCUUCGGUUUCACGCUGCUCUGUGCCCUCAUCACCUUCCUCUUCCUCGAUUCGGUUCUCUUCGUCGAGACGUUGGGCUCGCUGGCUGUCCUCUUCGAGGCCAUGCUCGGACUUCCCCAGCUGCUGCAGAACUUCCAGAACCGUUCCACGCGUGGAAUGAGUGUAAAAAUGGUGCUACUGUGGACGGCUGGUGACAUAUUCAAGACCACGUACUUUGUGGUGAACGAGAGUCCGGCUCAGUUCUGGGUGUGUGGCAGCGUGCAGAUCCUCAUCGACGUGGCCAUCCUGCUCCAGGUCUUCUACUACAGCCAGGACACCCGCAUCAAGCUGGGCUGACCCCUGCCCUCUCCCACGGCAGCUAUCCACAUGGCAACGCUGCCGUCGCUAGGUCACACACAAGCAAGGACUGUUGCCAAGUGCCUUUUAAAAACAUCUUUUUUUUCUUCCUUCUCUCUCUGUUUUUUAACUAGUCAUUUAUAUAUUUUAUGUAUGUGCUGUUAAUGUGUUACAUUUCAUUUUAGUGAUGUUUUUGUGUUGUUUUAAUGGUCUAUUAUUUAUUCUUCUGGUGUGAGCCACGGUUCUCCAUGCUGGUUAGUUACUUAAAAAUGUCAACUACUGACAGCCAUUGGCAGCUUCCACGGGUCUGAAUGCUUCCUGAGUGCGUUGAUGGAUGGCUUCACAGCGUGGGCAUGAGAUGCCUCGGUGGCUGGCAGGAGGCAGUGGUAUCUGUCAGAACCAGAGCCGAGCCUUACUGGCACCAGGUCGGGCAGCGCAGUGCCAAAUGCCCUUCUCUCUCUCUCUCUCGCUCUCUCUCUCUCUCUCUCUCUCUCUCUCUCUCUCUCUCUCUCUCUUCUGCUCUCUCUCUCUCUCUCUUCACCCAAACAAUGCCCGUGCCCACCUCUGCUCACCGAAAAAAGCCCGGGUGCCAACAUAGGGCCCCAGAGCCGCCAAUGCUGUGCCUUACUAGUGCCAAAGAGCUUUCUCACACCCACGGCCUUAUGCUGGCCUUCAUCAGCAGCAGGACUGAAUGCUCCUCCCGUGCCUUCAACCAAAAACCAAAGCCAAAGGAAGGCAACCAUCACACCUCAGGGUAUUACGGACAUAAUGUGUUUCCAUAGCUUCAAAUCAGCUGUGCAUGUUCAUGGCAUGUACCUCUCUCUAUUUCUCUCUCACCCUCUCUUUCUCUCUCUCUCUCUCUCUCACUAUCCCAUAAGCUGUGAUGGAAGUGGUUAUGCACUGCUAAGCACCAGGGAGAAAAUUGACAGACUUUGAAAUGAAAGAGUGAUGGGCCAUAACACACAUGAACACACACACACACACACACGUGCGGACACACAUAAAGACUCCAUCACCGGUCAGUUUUAGUGCACUGCAUCUUAGUACUCAGGCGGCCAUUAGAGAGGACUCUGUGCUGUUUUGCUGCACAGAGAGUCAGGUCAUUAAAUGGUGCUCCCACUAUUACAGUGUGUCCGGUCCGCAUAGGUGGGAAAAAAAAGCAGCUGUCCAUUACGCCUCCAUCUCUCCCUUGCCUUGUCCUGCUGUUUUAGAAAGCACCACCUCCCUCUUCUCUCGCCCGGCCAGUGCGGGCUGACAACACCAUCUGCCCUCGUUGAAGAAAUUGCUCUGAAUUAAAAGGAGGCAUGGAAAGGGCUAUUACUGUUUCAGGUGUGUGUGUGUGUGUGCGUGUGUGUGUGUGUGUGUGUGUGUGUGUGUGUGUGUGUGUGUGUGUGUGUGAGAGAGAGAGUGUGUGUGAGUGUGUGUAUGUAGGGGGUUGUGUUGACUCUGUAGGCACAGCAGCACAAAUGUGUGUGUGUGUGUGUGUGUGUGUGUGUGUGUGUGUGUGUGUGUGUAUGCAGAGGGUUGUGUUGGCUCUGUAGGCACCGGAGUGUGUGUGUGUGUGUGUGUGUGUAGGGGAUUGUGUUGCCUCUGUAGGAUAGUUGGCUCUGUAGUGUAUUGGAUGGUUGAUCCAGCCUAAUUGGUGGGUCUGAGAGUGGUUAGUUUUAUGGGCAUCAGUGUCACGCCUUCAUUCAGUGUGUAGGGCAUCGGCCAACAACUCUGUGAUUGGUGCUUUCACACACACACACACACACACACACACACACACAUGCAGUCAUUCUCCAGGAGUCUCAGGUUCACCCUCUGUCUGGUUUGACCUGACAGGAGACUGAAGUGGGUCAGGGCCGGAUGGGGACGGCGUGUGGUUCUCAGGUGCCAGGGACGCAGCGUGACACCACUCUGGACGGCCUAAUAACAGGAUACGGGCAGUCAGAUGGGUAGGCUUGUGCUGCAUCUGAGGGCAAGCCUUCCUUCAGAAACACACACAAUAAAAUAAAGACACAUUUUAGGACACAAACACAAUCAUAUGCACAUACUAGCUUCACGAAGGCCAGGUGACUGACAGCUUAUCUGGAGAGAACAAAAUUUCAAUCGUAUGGACUUAAGACCACAAAAAAGAUAGAUGCUGGAUGUAACCAUAACAACAGAUAUUUGCUAUUUUAGUUUUUCUCAGCAAACACAGAAUGGUCAUUUUUUUCAAGUAUUAAACAAUCCGCAGAUGACAGACUGUGUUCAUCAAGUAGCAUAUUUUUAAACCGCCAUCUGGUAAAGUCUGAGAACACUAUGGGCGCUAAUUUGAAUCUACUACGCACACUACAUACGACUAUCGUGCUGUGGAAACUGAAAUGAGACUAGAUGUGAUACCCAUAUUGGCUUAUGUUAUUGACACAUUGCACAGCACCAUGUAACAGAGAUCAGUUGAGUAAUGUGCAGCAUUUUAUCUAACAUCUAGAAAAACAUGUCAGAUUGACAGAGAUCAGUUGAGUAAUGUGUAGCAUUGUAUCUAACAUCUAGAAAAACAUGUCAGAUUGACUGUAAAUGAGAGCUUGUCGUUUAGGAUUUUUUAGAAGCAUAAUCGAAACAGUGUCACUUAAAUUUUGUUGCGUGGUUUUUUAAAACAAGUAAAAGUUUCCCAGUUCUACAAAUUAGCAUUAGUUUGUGUGGGUCAGUAUUAACGCAUUACAUAGCAAGUUAGGUGUCACACAAAUGAGUGCCUUAUGUUUUAGGAACUGCAUACUAUGCUACAUACUACUGCACAUUAGUAGCUGAGCACGUUGUCUCGGGGCCCCAGCUGAGAGACUUGCAGUUUGCAGGGUUUUAUUAUUAUGUGUUCCACCAGCCGUUAGCUGAGUCUCGGGCUGAAAUGUUUACAGGACAAUGCCACAGCAGAGAGCAGCUUAUGAACCCAAGGUCACUUAUACAGUUUUUUAUUUUCUUAUCAGAAAAUGGAUCCUUUGUGCUGUAUCUUUAUAUGUAUAUGUCUCUCUCUCUCUCUCUCUCUCUCUCUCUCUCUGUCUGUCUCUAUAUGUUGCAGAAAUAUCCAGGAGCUGUGUUGAGUGGCUAGUAUGAUGUAGGUUAACUUCAUAGUAUACCUUUUCUCCCUCCAGGUCUUUCAUGUCCUCUGUCACUAUUGUGUGUGUGUGUGUGUGUGUGUACAGUAUGUGCAUGUGUGUGUGUGUGUGUGUGUACUUCAGCAUACCUGUUUCCCGCAGACAGCACCAUAUGUCUGUGAAGUGUAAUGUGUUUGGCAGUGUUUAGAUGUUCAGCCUUGGGAAUCUCUUAGGAUGCCUUCCUCUCUCUAAACAGCCUGUAGGUCAAAUAUAUAGAUUUCAGUUCCAGUGCAACUAUUGUGAAGGAGGUCAAUAAAGCAACCGAUUCUAGUCCCA
Messenger RNA from Alosa sapidissima (American shad), 4294 nucleotides. RefSeq names its product solute carrier family 66 member 2. Gene Ontology annotation, cellular component: trans-Golgi network; endosome. Bases 174 to 908 code for a protein of 244 amino acids. The transcript is spliced from 5 exons. The record is from RefSeq and is a predicted model, not a curated record. NCBI's taxonomy places the organism in Eukaryota, Metazoa, Chordata, Actinopteri, Clupeiformes, Clupeidae. Gene Ontology annotation, biological process: retrograde transport, endosome to Golgi; phospholipid translocation.